AGUUGCCAUUGCCAGCCAAACUAGUAUGUCAAUUAGUAUAUUUGUAUCCUGUUGAUGUCAACUGGUAACUCAGAAUGCACACAAAGCUGUGAAUAAUAGUACCUUUCAAAUACAUAUAGUAACCAUGAAAGUCAGUUGCCUUAAGCUAUGGAAUAACGAAAUGGUCAUCACCCAAAUGCAUGAUAACAGGAUUAUCAGUCUUAAAGCUACCCUCAAGCAGUAGCUUAAAAAAAACCGACGUAUAAAACUAACAGAACCAACAUAACACCAGACCCCAAAUCACAAGGGCUGGAGCCCAAAUUUUUAACAAAAAUGAAUAAAUUUUACAACCCCACAGGUACAAAAACAAAACCCCAAUUCAGAAACACCAAAACUUGGCUGGUGGAAAUGGAACAAAACCUUGGAGCUCCAGAGCCUAUCAAUGGAAGCAACACAGUGCCAAAGCAGGUGAAACAAGGGGAGAUGGUGCCAAGCUGCGUGCGUCAAGGUUGCCUAGUACCAUCACCAUUAUGUCCCUACCAAAAACCUCCGGUGGGUCCCUUGCGAGAAUCUCCUUUCUCCUCCCUCUUCACCCACACCUCUCCAAAGCAUUUCUUCAGUCUCCAUACAAAAAACUUAAAGCUUUGUGCGGAGGUUUUGUUUUUGCUGAGAGAUUUGAAGAACGGUGAGAGAAAGGAAAAGAAAAAAAACAUGAGAAACAUGCAAUGUUCGUGCAACCAGGGGUGACUAUAUCAGUUAGACUUGAAUAUGGGCACAGACGUCGUCGGAGGUUGACACGUGGAAUUAAAUUGACAGUUUAAACUGGUUAUAAAAAAUAUCCUGAAGCGUUCAAAGUAAAGUAAAGCAAUUUCGAGGAAAAUUUCAAGUGAAGAUAAUAAUGAAGUAAAAACGAACAAAAAAUGAGAAAAAACUGUCGGAUUUGGUGGCCAAAGCAGCUCUCUUCGACCAAACCAUCUUUGUAUAAUCUUCUGUUCGGCUGGUUCGUGCCUUGUUCUUCGGAUUCUCUUGACAUUGUCGUCGCUUUCGCUUCGAAUCGCGAGUCUUCUUCAUAUCUGCAAUCUCGUCUCCUGGAGAUCCUCCAUUCUACCAAUGGUAAUAUGCAUGUAUCUCUCCAAGAUAAAUCCAAGUUCUCUUUGUUGGGUCAGUGUAGAGCUUGUCUCAGCAAUGGUCAAGUGUUUUAUGAAGGAGUAGAAGAGGAUGAUCUGAGAAAGUCUGGCACUUACAGUGUUGAUGGAAUUACUGAAUGCUGCAGACAGUGGAGCUCUGGAUGCUGUAAUCUUGAUGGGUUAUUAGAACAAUGCAGACAGACAUGUAUAGAAAGUGAUUACUGGAUCGAGCUGACAUAUGAUUCUUUUCAUCUUCCUGCCUGGGGAGUUUGUUGGAUUCCUAAAUUGCAUCAUAUUCAUUGGAACGGGGAACUAGUGUCUCACUGUGAUAUCCACGUGAUAUUCUAUGAAACUCCAACAUAUGGUGCACAUCAUUUCUCAUUGAGAUUCUGGAAUUCUUCUGUGCUUGGGAAAACUUCUCUUAAGGAGCCUCAGUGGGUUGAUGAACUUCAACAAAAGCAGCCUUUAAAUGACUUGGAUACAGUGAUUUUGGCAAUCAACAGUGCCACUGCCGCUAAGAAAGUUUUUGAGAGAAAUGAUGGCUUCAAGAGAUCCUCUCCUAAUGGUCCCAUUAUUUGGAUGUUUUGUACCUUCAUGUGGCAUAUAUUGGCAAUGUCAAUGGCAUCGUUAUCUACUCUUUUUUAUAUUUUUAUUCAGUUUUCCCAUAGCUUUUUGAAUUUUGGAUCUCAAUCAUGGGUAUACUCUGCAUCAGCAAAGGCAUUUAGCAAUACCUGGGUAAAUGUUCAAAUUCGUUGUUGUCAGGUCUUAUAUUGGCCAGUCUUUCUUCAGGACAAUGACCUCAGGUCUCAAUCAAGUGUAGAUUGUGCAGAAAAAGUUGCAUUACUUAAGCAUUCCAUGUGGUCAAGUUUGGUUGUUGAUAUCAUUAUGGGAGACUUUAUUGGUUUGGCACUCUUAUUGCACACGGAAUCUGUCUGUUCAUGGGUUUCAAAUUUUGCCAGUGACUCUACAAAUGAGCUGAUGAGGUCGGGUUGUGUGUGGUUGAUGGGUGUCCCAGCAGGUUUCAAGUUGAACACAGAAUUGGCUGGAGUUCUUGGCAUGAUUUCUCUGAAUAUGAUUCAAAUUUGGUCUACCCUUUGGAUUUUUGUGGGUACUUUUUUCAUUUAUUUCAUCAAAGGACUUGCUAUAUUGGCAAUUCUUUUCGGGUUGACAAUACCUUCUGCUUUGGUCAUAGACAUGAUUGCAAUAGCGACAUUGCAUGUGUCAACACUUCAUUGGUUAAUCUCUAUUCUCUAUUCACAGCAGUUACAUGUGCUCGCAGCUUUGUGGCGUCUUUUCAGGGGACGAAAGUGGAAUCCUCUUCGUCAAAGAUUAGAUAGUUUUGACUACACCGUGAAGCAACAUGUUGUUGGAUCUCUUCUAUUUACACCACUUUUGCUUCUAUUGCCAACAACCUCAGUUUUCUAUAUUUUCUUCACCAUUCUGAACACAGCCAUCGGCCUUAGCUGUAUGUUUAUCGAAGUCAUCAUAUCUGUCAUACAUGCUACUCCUUAUAUUAAAAUUGUCCUUCGGUUGAUAAAACCUAGAAGAUUUCCAUCGGGGAUAUGGUUUGAAAUCAUAGCCUGCCACAAUAACAGCAGUGAUUCUCCAUGGAGUGCUUUUAUUGAUAAAAACAGUUUGCCAUUUGAAGAAGCGCCAGAAAGAGUGGAUAUGAAUAGAAUGAUAUCUAGCAGUUUGAUUUCAAUUCUCCACAGCAAUUAUUUGAGCAUAGGACAAAUGGUCUUGCCUCAUUACAGAAAAGCUUUUUCGGGAGUCUCUCGAUCACACUUUGCCACAUCAGUUUUUGGACUUCUUAGUGGUAAAAAAGUUGCAUCUACUUUAGGAGCCACACUGCCCUCAACAAUGCCAUGGUUAUUUAUCCCAUACAAAGAAUAUUGGUGCCUCUGUCGAAAUUCGAUUCUUGCAUGUAUGGUAGACUGCAACUAGGAUAGAUGUCAUGAUUCAAGAACCCUUCAUUUAACUUGGGUGUUCGGAUUUUGUACCUGUCACAAGCUGCUGCUGCUUCUUUUUGGUUUGGUUCAAACCUAGGCAUUAGAGUUAACAAACAGAUUUCUCCAAGUUGAUGGAGGUAGUGACAAAGGAGAUCAAGAGAAAAAAAAUGAAACCCGGAAAUUUAUUUCGGUUAUCCAUUUAUUAGAAUAAUUUGUAUUUUAUUAGUGAUUGCGUAUAGUAAUUAUAUAGUUAUAUUUCUAGUUUGGUUUUGGACAUAACGUUUUUGUUUACUAUAUGCAUUGUUUCUCCAUUUUUUGGUUGAAAAGUAGAGCAUGACAGUAAAAAGUGACCAGUGAGCUAUAUUUUGUGAGCUAUAGGUUGUAAAUAAGUGGUUAUAUUUGCACUCUCAAUAACUUCAGACUUGCAUUUGAUGAAAGAUUCAUCUUAAUUCACAUCCUCCCUAUAUUCUGAUGGUUCGAGUUUUUACUACCAUGAUGCAUUGUUUUAUAGACCACUGGUUAAAAAUGUUGAAAGAUCAAAAUUGAAAUGGAUUUUUCAAUUGAUCAUGUCCAAAAUGCUUGAUAUCAAAGCCAAAUAUCAUUUGAACCUAA
Durio zibethinus is the source of this 3667-nucleotide messenger RNA. RefSeq lists its product as uncharacterized. Gene Ontology annotation, biological process: GPI anchor biosynthetic process. NCBI's taxonomy places the organism in Eukaryota, Viridiplantae, Streptophyta, Magnoliopsida, Malvales, Malvaceae. The record is from RefSeq and is a predicted model, not a curated record. Gene Ontology annotation, cellular component: membrane.